UAAUGUGUAUCAGCUAGAUUGACUUGGUUUCAGUCCAUCAAGAUGAAUGAAAUGAAAGUCAGUAGUUGGUUGGUUAGUUUAAACGUUGGUUAAAAGAGAAAGAAAAAGUUUAAUAAACGAUGCAAUAAUAUAAACUAGGAGCAGUAAAAGAUGAUAGGAUGCUUACAUGUCAGCAACACUCCCAUCUGGUGGCGAGAGCGUUACUGCAUCCCUCCGCUUCCUCGUUGAGGUUUGUUGAAUUCUGACGUGGUGCGUCAAGAGAGGUCACCUGUUUCCUCCGUGGGCUGCCUUGAUUGGACGAAACGCAGCCUGAUGCCUUUUCGUCUCCCGCCCAGCUGUGGCAUGUCAACAGACAGGUGGCACCGGCGUGGGUUUAGGUCAACAAAGCCCACACUAACACGCACACUCGGGGCUUCAUCAGCCAUGUUUUAGCCGGACGACAGCGUGGACUUUUAUCCAAAAUAAGUUGUGUUUGCCGCGCCCCUCCGUAGUACGUGGGGCUUCUAUUUGCCACGGCGUGUGUGCGUGUCCGCAGGUGAUGCCUCAGCUGACUGCCACCGCGGCGCUCCAGUUGGCGCUGCUGCUGUCCGCCUUGCCCGCCCAGUACCUCAUCUCCCGCUGGACCGGCUCCACGGCGGCGCAGCGCCUCCACGCGUCCACACGGUUUCUUCGAGUGUGGAAGGAGUGGAGGAAGUCUCAUCUGAAUGCGAGUGCGUGGGCGGAGUGGACGGAGCAGCAAGUUUCCAAAGUGUGGUCUUUCUUCGGUGUCGGCACAGAGGAAGACGCGGCACAGAAGAUGGUCGCCAUGGAAACCAUGAUGAUCGACAACAAUCAGGGAUUAUUUGGAGCCUCCAGGGCCGUGCGCAGUCCACGGCCUCCCUAUGUCUUCCUGCGGGUGGGCGAGGUGGUGAUGGACAGGAAGGCACGCCGGGUCGGGGUGGUGGUCAGCUGGGACCCCGAGAUGCGGGCCCCCGCCGAGUGGGUGGAUAGGGUGUACGGGGAUGCGGAGGACCGUGCAGCAGAGAAGACGCCACACUACAAGGUUCUGUUCAGCGGGCCCAGACCGGCAUCUCUGUUGGUGGCCUACCUGCCCCAAACGCAACUCAAGCGCAUCCGAGGCACGCAGCCGGACAUUCCCACCUUGGAGAAGUACUUUGAACAUUUUGACGGCGAGCGCUUCAUCCCGCUGCCUUGGCUCCGAAAGAUCUUCCCCGAGGAUGACACCGAGGAUGCCUGAGCCAGCGCCUCAUGGGAUGGGCCUGCCCAUGGGUCCCCUUCUAAGCACCAGCGACCCGGAUGUAUUUUACAGUACAGUACUGUGGGAAAGUACUGGCUACUUGCAAUACAUGCAAUACUUCAUCCCAAACACGCUAGCUCCAUCGGUUUUGGUGAGAAAUCAUUGCAAAUGUUCAUAAUGUAUUGCUAUUCAUCCAGUGGUGGCCCAGUCCUUUUGCACAGUGCUGUACUUCAUGAUUUGCCAAGAAACAAACAACAUUGAAAGACAGGCUUAAUGUCCAGCUAUCAAUGUAUCAAUGCAAAUAAACCAUAAACACGUCUAAUCUUAAAAACUAAUCUAAAAAACUGUUAAAAUGUCAACAGUGGUGGCCAUCAUCCUACGUGAGACAUGAACUCUGUGUGUUGUAAAGAUACACAAAGAGGUACAAAGAGGCAGCUAAUGGAUGCAUGUCAUGGGACACCACUAUUGGGCCUAGCAAGGCGGCUAUUCAAAGAGAUCCAAGAUGCUGUGAGCAUGUAGUAACAGAUACAUGGAUGCUAACAUGUCAUACUUGGAGUAUUUUAGAAGAAUUUCCUUCCUGGGUGCAUUGAUGUCACAUAGCAACAUAGAAAGACAGGCCACACCUAGCCUCCAAUACUAAAAUGUACAUAUUUUAGUGUUACCUUUGGCUAUUGGCCUUAGGCAUUGGGAGCCAACGUGUGUUGACGCUAGCUACUAGCUAGCCGCUGUGGUAUGGCGAGUACCAGUACCGUAAUUCUUGGGUGUAACAAUGUUCAUAAGAAUAAUUAGGUGAUGCAAUGUCAGCAGACAUUGAAAAGCUGAAGCCAAACUGAAACACUUUGAAAGGGUGCAAAAAUGAACACCACCAGAGCCAUUUGGAAGCCCAAUUGGGACUGAAUAUGCUAAAAGGUAGAAUGAACGUAAAAGUAUAUUGGUAGUUUGAGCUCAAAUCAGGAAUUGAACCAACCAUCUCUGUGUGGAUCCAAGCGCUCUAACAGCUGUGCUAACGACUAAUUAGCCACCCUUGGGCCCAGUGGGAGUUCUAUCGUUGUGGACUCCAACAGAGCAGCUACACACCACAACCAGCACACAAAGCUUUAGAUCUCUUCCAGAAUCUGCACCUAUUCCGGCUGGAUUUCAUGGUUCCUGUGCAAAUGGUCUCUUCCACCCACGCCCCUCCCCCUUUGCUGCGGUUGGUCACACAGCCAUAUGUGUUGGAUACUGAAUCAAUCCGGAAGUAGAGACUGGACGGUCCCAAGUUUCUCAAGAAAAGAGGUUCAAGGCACCUCUCAAUGAUGGAAGAAAGCUUUCUUCUCCCACCUGAGAUGUUUUUCCACCACCAUCAUCCUUCAAUGGAACGAUGGAGCUACGUGGAGGAAUAAGCUGACUCUUUUGGUGCAUUUCUUUUUUUUGCAUUUUCAAUCUCUACUUGGAAGAUCCAACAGUGUAAAACAUACAUUCUUCACACAUUUAAGGAGUGUAUGCGUCACAAGCCUUUUUAGCCCCAACAUGUUAGACUUUCUUCCUGCUUCCUUCCUGCAGUCGGAAGUAAACGGACACCAGUGAAGAGGUGGUGAUGGUGGGUAUCGGAGGAAGCAGGGCGGCAGCAGCGUGGGGGGUGUCCGCACCCCACCGGGCACCGUCCUCAUCCUUGCCCCGCCAUUCCCGUGUGUCCGUCUCUCGGAUCAGGGUGGGCGCUCCCAGACUUUGUCCCAGCAGCUGGCUGAUCUUGCUGGCCUUCUGCUGGGCGUUGUCCACUGCUGAGACGCACACACUCUGCCUGCACACAGUAUACGUAUGUACUGCAAAUAAGUCA
Messenger RNA from Doryrhamphus excisus (bluestripe pipefish), 3053 nucleotides. NCBI's taxonomy places the organism in Eukaryota, Metazoa, Chordata, Actinopteri, Syngnathiformes, Syngnathidae. The record is from RefSeq and is a predicted model, not a curated record.